This is a messenger RNA of Caenorhabditis remanei, 1053 nucleotides long. RefSeq lists its product as uncharacterized. The record is from RefSeq and is a predicted model, not a curated record. Lineage: Eukaryota; Metazoa; Nematoda; Chromadorea; Rhabditida; Rhabditidae. The transcript has 5 exons. Bases 1 to 1053 code for a protein of 350 amino acids.
AUGACUAUAUCUCCCCAACCACCUCAUCAACAAUUCGAGAGUUAUCAAUGGACUACUGAAAGUCGCAGUAGUCAACAAAGAAAUGGAACAAUGACACCAUCUCAAGACGGGCGGCUCUCCGCUAUCCCGGAUCCCGUCGAGCGACACGUGGCAAGAUGGAGAAGUGAGAGUAGGAACUCCAAUAAGGACAAAGUGUUCCGUAACGAUGAGGAGUUCAGUCAACAAGACGAAAUUGUCAACGGAACAUUGACCGCUUUGAAAAAUGAUGUGGAACAAACGACCGAAAUCAUUCGUCGCAAGCAAGAACAAAUGAGAAUGGAACGUCGUCAAUUCCAAACUGAAAUGGAAGUCAAUGGAAGAAUCACAAUUGAUCCAACUGACGAUUGGUUGGCUGCAAGACUCAAAGCUGUCAGUGCAGAUGAUAUGAACAGACAAUUAGACACCUUGAAACAGAAUCAGAGACAAAACGCUGUGACUGACACUCUCGCUGCACUUGUCUACGACGUGAAUGCCACUACUGAAGUGCUCCGUCGUGGACAACGUGGACGGGAUGGGGAGGAUGGAAGUAAGAAGAGAAAAGAAGAGAUUGAGUACACACUGAGACUCACACCUGCUCCUGAGGAACAGAUCCCACAAAGGCCAAAAAUUCCAGAAGAUGACCAUCUUGAGAAGGACGAUUACUCCCGUGACUACGGUCUCCAGAUGACCGAAGAGACCGACAGUCUCCGUCGUCGUCGUGCCAGAAGUACAACUCCACGUAGAACAUUACACAUCUCUGGAUCUCCUCCACCACCACCAGCCGCAGUCUGUGCUUACUGUAGUGAAGAAAUCGAUGGAGCAAUUCUGACUGCAUUGGCACCGAACUCGGAAAGAGCUCAAAAGUUCCAUACGUAUCAUUUCAUGUGCACAUACUGUCAGAAAGCAUUGAACAUGCAUGGAACAUUCCGUGAACACGAUCGUAAACCAUAUUGUCAUGAUUGCUUUUACAAGUUAUAUAACGGAUUGCAAUACGCUCCAGAUGAUCAUCAAGCUUCUAUCGAAAAACUCAUUUAA